GCCAAAUAUGGGCGGAAAGUCGACUUACAUCCGAUCGGUCGCGUUGUGUGUAUUGAUGGCUCAAAUGGGUUCAUACGUUCCCGCAGAGAGCGCUACCAUUUCGAUAAUGGACGCCAUAUUCACACGAGUCGGUGCCGGAGAUAAACAAAUUAAAGGCAUUUCCACUUUUAUGGCCGAAAUGAUAGAAACGGCCGCUAUUUUUAGGUCUGCGACAAAGGAUUCACUUGUGGUGAUCGACGAGUUGGGUAGAGGAACGUCCACUUACGAUGGCUUCGGUCUCGCGUCCGCCAUAUCUGAACAUUUAGUGAAAGAGAUUAAUUGUUAUACACUUUUCGCCACACAUUUCCAUGAGUUGACACAUUUGGCCAAAGAGUUGCCAAAUAUUAAAAAUCUUCAUUUGUCUGCCGUUAUAAUUGACGACAAACUGACGCUUCUCUAUAAAGUGAAUGAAGGAGUUUGUGAUCAAUCGUUUGGCAUAAAUGUCGCACAAUUGGCUCACUUUCCCGACCAUAUCAUUGAUUUCGCGAAACAGAAACUCAAAGACUUUGAAGGUUUGAAUCUCAAGAAGAGUUCCAUCGAAGAAGUGAUGAAAGAAAUUGGAGACAAAAUUUCAAACGUAGAGAAUAUUGACGCAAAAAUGUUGAAACAAAUUAUUGUCGACAAAUUGAAUGCAAUUAACGCUUAA
Messenger RNA from Medioppia subpectinata, 685 nucleotides. Lineage: Eukaryota; Metazoa; Arthropoda; Arachnida; Sarcoptiformes; Oppiidae. The record is from the annotation of a GenBank genome assembly.